Oldenlandia corymbosa var. corymbosa is the source of this 432-nucleotide messenger RNA. NCBI's taxonomy places the organism in Eukaryota, Viridiplantae, Streptophyta, Magnoliopsida, Gentianales, Rubiaceae. The record is from the annotation of a GenBank genome assembly.
AUGCACGGACCUGAUCAACCCGCGAAUGAGAAAAUGCUAGACGAAAAUGAAGAUGAGUCAAUGGAUGAAAUAAAUCCCUUGGUGGAGACACUUGAUGAAUCAUCUAACAAUGCAUUCAUGAAUCUUAACCUUGGAGACAAUCAUGACUUGGCCACUGAAGAGUCUGAGUUGCCAUCUCGCAAAAGGCGGUCUUCGGUGGCGAGUAGACGUUCGAGAAAGCGCAAAAAGGGUAGAAUGCGUCCAAAGAAGGAAGAGGAGAAGAAAUUUGUUGAGGAGGAUCAUCAUGAUAAUAAUGAACCCUCCAAGGAAGAAGAGAGAAUGUUGUUGGUUGAGGAUCUCAACAUUCCUACCCAUAUUGUGAUUGACUCUAAAGAAGUUCAAAGAGAAGAUCCUCCAAUUUGGUUCCAACUAGUUGCUUCAAAUGUCAAGUAA